Messenger RNA from Oreochromis aureus, 2822 nucleotides. RefSeq names its product scinderin like b (gene scinlb). Bases 1 to 2163 code for a protein of 720 amino acids. The transcript has 16 exons. Gene Ontology annotation, cellular component: cytoplasm; actin cytoskeleton. Gene Ontology annotation, molecular function: phosphatidylinositol-4,5-bisphosphate binding; actin filament binding. The record is from RefSeq and is a predicted model, not a curated record. NCBI's taxonomy places the organism in Eukaryota, Metazoa, Chordata, Actinopteri, Cichliformes, Cichlidae. Gene Ontology annotation, biological process: barbed-end actin filament capping; actin filament severing; actin polymerization or depolymerization.
AUGGUUAGCCAUAAGGAGUUUGAAACUGCAGGGAAGAAGCCAGGGCUGCAGGUGUGGCGUAUCGAGAACAUGGACCUCAAGCCGGUUCCCAAAGCCCUGUACGGCUCCUUUUACACCGGAGAUGCCUACCUGCUGCUCUUCACCACCUCAGCCCCUUCAUACAACAUUCACAUGUGGUUGGGGGAUGAGUGUUCACAGGAUGAGAGUGGAGCAGCAGCCAUCUUUGCCUCACAGCUGGAUGACUUCCUGGGUGGUGGCCCGGUGCAGUACAGGGAGGUGCAGAACUACGAGUCCAACACUUUCCUGGGUUACUUCAAAUCAGGCAUCAAGUACCAGAAAGGGGGUGUGGCCUCAGGUUUCAAACAUGUAGUGACCAACGGCGUGGAUGUAAAACGUCUGCUGCACGUUAAGGGUCGCAGGGUCAUCAGAGCAACAGAGGUGAAUAUGUCCUGGAACAGCUUCAACAAAGGAGACUGCUUCAUCAUUGACCUGGGAAAGGACAUCUAUCAGUGGUGCGGCAGUGAGUGUAACCGUUUCGAGCGGCUGAAGGCCUCCGAGGUCACCAUCGACAUCAGAGAUAAUGAGAGGAACGGCAGAGCCAAAGUGCAUAUGGUGGAGGAGGGGGACGAGCCGGAUCCCAUCAUACAGGUUCUAGGACCAAAAACCUCCAUCGCCCCCAGUACUCCGGAUGACGACAAGGUGGACACUUCCAACAGGAAGAAGGCUGCCCUCUACAUGAUCUCAGAUGCAUCUGGCUCUAUGAAGGUGACAUCUGUGGCUCCAUCCAGUCCCUUCAAACAGGCCAUGCUGUCUCCAGAGGAGUGCUACAUCCUGGACAACGGGGUGGACAAGACCAUCUUUGUAUGGAAAGGCCCUAAGGCCAAUGCGUCGGAGCGUAAAGCAGCCAUGGCUGCAGGUCAGCAGUUCAUCACUGAUAAGGGAUACAGCAAAAAUACAACGAUCCAGGUACUUCCUGCAGGUGGCGAAACGUCUCUCUUUAAGCAGUUCUUUUCCGACUGGAGGGAUAAGGAUGAGACCACAGGUCCCGGUAAGGCCUACACUAUUGGCCGCAUAGCCAAAGUGAAGCAGGUUCCCUUUGAUGCCUCCACCCUACACACAAACAAAGCCAUGGCGGCGCAGCACGGCAUGGUGGACGAUGGCAAGGGCAAAGUCCAGAUCUGGCGUGUUGAGGAUGGUGCAAAUGUGCCCGUGGAUCCCUCCGCCUAUGGUCACUUCUAUGGGGGAGACUGUUACCUCAUCCUCUACAGCUACAGACAGGGAUCACGGGAGCAGCACAUCAUAUACACAUGGCAGGGGCUGAAGUGCACGCAAGACGAACUGGCCGCUUCAGCGUUCCUCACAGUGAAGCUGGAUGACUCAAUGGGAGGAGCCCCAGUUCAGGUGAGAGUGACACAGGGUCAGGAGCCUCCCCACCUGAUGAGCAUCUUCCAGGGUAAGCCAAUGAUCAUCCACAGUGGAGGAACGUCACGCAAAGGUGGACAGACACAAGCCGCCAGCACUCGCCUCUUCCACAUCCGGCAGAGCUCCUCCAAUGCUACCCGUGCGGUGGAGGUCCAAGCUACUGCCUCCAAUCUGAACACCAACGAUGUGUUUGUGCUGAAAACCUCAAGUGGCUUGUUUGUGUGGCGUGGCGUGGGUGCCAGCGAUAAGGAGAUGGAAGCGGCCAAGCAUGUGGUGGCUUUCCUGGGUGGUAGUCCCAGCAAUGUGUCAGAGGGCAAGGAGCCAGCUGACUUCUGGUCUGCUCUGGGAGGCAAAACGGAUUACCAGACGUCAAAGAGUCUGCAGAGCGGGAUCAGACCCCCACGUCUCUUUGGCUGCUCCAACAAAACAGGAAACCUCAGUGUGGAAGAAGUUCCUGGAGACUUCACUCAGUCAGAUCUGGCCACUGAUGAUGUAAUGCUCCUGGACACCUGGGAUCAGGUCUUCAUUUGGAUUGGCAAAGAUGCCAAUGACGUGGAAAAGGAAGGAGCUCCCAAAAUAGCAAAAGAAUAUGUGGACUCGGAUCCCUCCGGUCGCAAAGGAAUUGCCAUCACCACCAUCAAACAGGGAGCAGAGCCUCCAACUUUCACUGGCUGGUUCCAGGCUUGGGAUCCCAAGAUGUGGGACACAGAUCCAUUGGACCGAAUCCGUGCCCGCUUCUGAACACAGAACUCCAGGCUCUCCGUCUAUGUCUGACUCCUUACCUAUCCUGCAGUCCCUAAUGCUGUUUUUGUUCAUUUUUAUUUCAAUCCCCAAGUGCCAAAAACCAAUGGUAUCGCCGUUAUCACCCUUAAUAGCUGCCUCGGCAACAGUGCAGCGCACUGGGCUUCAUAAACAGGAAUAAAUCACAUCUGCAUGCAAACGAUGGCUUCUGCUAGCAGUUAUGUUUAAUUGGUCAAAAUGGUUGAUUGAUCAUGUCCAAAAGCCUGUCACCUUUACAUGUUUAGCAAAUACCCACUGAGGUCUCUAAUAGAAAAAUAAAAUACGAAAGCCAUUUAGGCAGCUGGACAAAUCCUCUGUUUCUGUUUUUUUUUUUACUGUUCUACAUGUGUGUUCAGAAGGAGGCAUUCUCUCAUGCUUUCUUUACAGUUUCUGUAUCAAAACAGCUUACUUCUUUACUACACAUAAAUGCAUGGUGUUUUAUCAUUGAUAAUGGAAAGUUGUACACUUGCUAUGAGUUGCAUGGAGGUUUUUUUGGGGGGGGGAUCUGUGCACAUUAAUUCAAGAGUCACACAAUGGUAUGUGUAUGUCAUAUGUUAAAAAUCUACUGAGAUUUUCACAUAGAUGACUUUUAAAUAAAGUUCACAGUGUUUCAAACUUGU